Molecule: messenger RNA, 1068 nt
Organism: Mya arenaria
Lineage: Eukaryota; Metazoa; Mollusca; Bivalvia; Myida; Myidae
Exons: 6
Coding region: 1-1068 (355 amino acids)
Source: RefSeq, a predicted model, not a curated record
AUGGGCCCAGCUCACAAUACGAGCGUCAAACUCAGACACAGAAUGUUAGUGUAUAUGGGCCCAGCUCACAACGCGAGUCUCAAACUCAGACGCAGGAUGUUUGUGGAUAUGAGCCCAGCUCGAAAUACGAGUCACAAACUCAGAUUCAGGACCUUAGUGAAUAUGGGUCCACCUCGAUAUUCGAGUUCCAAACUUAGACUAAGGUGGACAGUGAAUAAGGGCCCAGCUCACAAUACGAGUCUUAAACUCAGACUCACAAUCUCGAAAUACGAGUCUCAAACUCAGACUCAGGAUGUUAGUGAAUAUGGGCCCAGCUCACAAUACGAGUCUCAAACUCAGACUCAGACUCAGGAUGUUAGUGAAUAUGGUCCCAGCUCGAAAUACGAGUCUCAAACUCAGACUCAGGAUACUCAGGAUGUUUAUAAAUAUGGUCAAAAGUCACAAUACCAGUCUAAACCUCAGAUUCAGGAUGAUGCUAGUGAAUAUGGGCCAAGCUCUCAAUACGAGUCUCAAACUCAGAUGCAGGAUGCUAGUAAAUAUUGGCCAACCUCAAAGUCAGACUCAGGGCUCAGAUCUAAAAACGAGUAUCAAACUCAAACUCAGGAUGCUAGUGAAUAUGGGCCAAGCUCACAAUACGAGUCUCAAUCUCAGACUCAGACUCAGGAUGUUAGUGAAUAUGGGCCCAGCUCACAAUACGAGUCUCAAACUCAGACUCAGGAUGUUAGUGAAUAUGGGCCUAGCUCUCAAUACGAGUCUCAAACUCAGACUCAGGACAAUCAGGAUGCUAGUGAAUAUGGGCCAAGCUCUCAAUACGAGUCUCAAACUCAGAUGCAGGAUGCUAGUAAAUAUUGGCCAACCUCAAAGUCAGACUCAGGGCUCAGAUCUAAAAACGAGUAUCAAACUCAAACUCAGGAUGAUAGUGAAUAUGGGCCAAGCUCACAAUACGAGUCUCAAACUCAGACUCAGGUGGGUAGUGAAUAUGGGCCCAGCUCACAAUACGAGUCUCAAACUCAGACUCAGGUGGUUAGUCAAUAUGGGCCCAGCUCAAACUCAGACUCAGGAUGUUAA